Dufourea novaeangliae is the source of this 894-nucleotide messenger RNA. RefSeq lists its product as uncharacterized. Lineage: Eukaryota; Metazoa; Arthropoda; Insecta; Hymenoptera; Halictidae. The record is from RefSeq and is a predicted model, not a curated record. The transcript has 5 exons.
AUGUCUCAGAAGGGUCAGGACGGCAGUGCCACAUGCGAGAACGACAUGUCCGCGUCGAAAAGCAGCUCGUUGUUGCGACUGAAUCAGGAGGGUCGUUAGGGUGCGUUCCUGCUGACGCCCAGCCACGAGCUGAGCAUCGAGAAGGCGGCCACUAUUUGUGAGAAAAUGAACUUCCGUGGCGCGUUCUCCUUGACGAAGACUGCCACCGGUAUACUCUUCAAGUUCAGCAACAUCGACGAUUUUCAGGCGGUCUACAAAAAGGGCUUCCACAAAGUCACCGGGGCACGCUUCUACAAGAAGGUCGCCAUACCAUGCAGACCUGCAAAGACAUUCACCGUCUACGUUUUGGACGUACCUGAAGAAUUGCCCGAAGAGGAUAUUAGGCACGCCCUCUACAAGUACCGGUCCAUAGUCGAAGUUACGCGGCUCCCCCUCAACACUGGCACUGUUUUGAAAGCGAUCAACGACAAGCUGAAAAGCGACGCUCACAACCAGCACGAGACAGCGACGAUUUACACGGGGCCACCCGUUAUAAGGGUCACGCUGGCCAGCGUGGAGGAGACCUCGUUGCUGUUGAGCCGCGGUUUGGAUUUUUAUGGGGCCACAUAUUUCCCCACCGAAACGCCCCAUCCAGCUGCUCAACCCCUCGCCAAAUACAAAAACAACAGGUGGUUCGAGCUGGCAGCCAUCGGCGCCGGACAAAGAGUUCGAGACUUGCUUCCGGUCUUCGACAACGCUGGCUUCAACAAAUUGUCACCUCCGGCCAGCCGGCUGAUAAAACCGCAAAAAAAUUGACGGGUCCACCCACCCCUUCUUCGAAAUUCGACGGGUUCCAGGCUCUAACAUCGAACUCCAUUGAAUUAUUCGCGUGGAUCGAGGAACGAUUCAUGAGGA